Molecule: messenger RNA, 2611 nt
Organism: Pomacea canaliculata
Lineage: Eukaryota; Metazoa; Mollusca; Gastropoda; Architaenioglossa; Ampullariidae
Product: protein nanos-like
Exons: 3
Coding region: 568-1098 (176 amino acids)
Biological process (GO): oogenesis; negative regulation of translation
Cellular component (GO): perinuclear region of cytoplasm
Molecular function (GO): zinc ion binding; mRNA binding
Source: RefSeq, a predicted model, not a curated record
AAGACGCACAGGUUUAUUAAUUCAUAAGACAUACAACUUGCCGACAAUGGGAGCCUCAUCUUCAAAAACUAAUAGGUUAAAGGUCAUAAUAGUGAAGCAGACUUUACAAUGUGGGUCGAAGAAGAUUGUCAGGAAAUGUUGACACAACCGUCUGGUAAUUUUAAUUUGAGCCUCUUUCCCUUUCGCUGGCGCUUAGCAGCAAAUAGGAACAUGUAAUGAAAGUCUGGAAGCCUGGUGAUAAGCUCGCCCGCCUCCGUCGGCCAGACCUGGGUGGGAGCUGCUGAGCCGAGAUAAAGCUACCUCUGCACGCACACUCAGCCCAUCCCACCUCUACAACAAAGGGAGGAAAACAAAACUGUUCUCAAGAUUCGAAGCAUCUACUUCAAAGUGAAUAGGAGGCAACAAAGCAGCAGAGAGACUAUAUUAUAAAAGGGAGAAAACAAACAGAGCUCAAGAAAAGGGAGAUUUGUGAAGGAGAAAAAUGUUAUAAAAGGCAAUUAUAGACAACAAAAAUGACUCCAGCAACACCUGGAAUAUGACAGCAGGAGCCUUUUCUAUCACUGGACCAUGGAGGAACAAUCCAUGCAGGAGCACAGCAUAUGCAGACCCAUCACAAAAGCAUGUGAAGAUGUCAUUGUAAGCUCUGAAGUCUCUCACUCAUCAUGCGUCCCUGUUGUCCCAUCCAGAGCUACCACCAUGGUUUUGCCCUCAAGCAAACUUAAACCUGUCAUCACUAAAUCUAACACUAGCCAAGUAUCAGGAUCUGUUUCUUCAGCCCGAUGCCAGAUGCGCAGGCGCAGAGCAUCUGUGGAUGAUGAUGAUACUGACAUUUACCAGAAAGAAAGCUCUGGAAUCACCUGUGCUUUUUGUCGAAAGAAUGGGGAAACACGAGAGUUCUACACAACACACAAAUUAAAGGAUAUCCAUGGAAAUGUGAUCUGCCCUGUCCUUCGUGCCUACACCUGCCCCAAGUGUGGUCAGUCAGGAGAUUUGGCUCACACAGAGAGCCAUUGCCCUUUCGCUGGAAGCAGUCCCUCACUGAUACACAGUCUUCGUACCCGUAGGACAAGCUGUGGAAUUCGAACCCAGAAGCAUUAGUGAUACAAAUUGCUCUGCAGGAGUAAAUAUCAUUUCCAUAUUGUUGAUGACAAAUACUGAUUUUCUUUUGCACUUUUUUAUGUGUCCUAUGCAUGUUUCGAGAGGCCAUGUUGCACUAGCAAUGCAAGGGAAACAACCUAUCACUUAAAAAAAUUAUUGAAGUCUUACGCAGUUGUGUACCUUGAUGUAAGCUAUGUAUGGAUUAAUAAUCUUACGGUUUGUUUCUCAGUCUAGGUGGAAUAUUGGACUUUCAUACAAGGCUAAAAUUCCAAAUAAAAUUUUACAUCAGAGAUUAAGAUAAUUCUCAAGAAACUAAAUCCAUUUUAUGGUAUGAAAUAUACCAUAUAGUUAUUAUAAAUAACAGACUUGUUGCAUAAAACAAUUAUCUUUCAAGAUAAAACCUCAUCAUUAGGACCUUACGUAUUGUGACCCCCUCUGAGACAAAACACAAAAUUUGUCACAGAUGUGAUAUGCUAAAUAAACCUCACAUCUCUAUUAUAACUGUCUCCCUAAAGCGACUUAUGACUGACAGUUUCUGCUCUAUUCAAAACUGUUUGAAAAGGUCACGUUAAAAAGGGCUGACAGUUUGUCCUAUAGUAUGACUUUAAGCAGAAAUAACAUAAAAUAAAGUACAUUUUGAUAAAGACUGCUUGUUUAUUGGGUCAUCAGUCAUUUUGACCCAAACCACAUCACUCGUCAUAUCUACUACCCACCUGAGUUGACCCUGCCAUAAGCGUAUUGUCCUAUGUAAGUAUGCAUCGAUCCAAUACCAGAAGUCAAAUUAAUCCAAACCUUUAAGUCCAUUUGUUUGCUGAUGACACAAGUGGUUUUAAAUGUUAAAUAUUAUGAACGGAGUCAUGCAUCGCUUAAACAAGUUUAGUCAACAUCUUAAACAAAAAUGGCCAUUUGACAAUAUACAUUCAGAGAACAAAUCUUACAAUGGUGCAUAAAUGCAAUAGUUGAUUGGACUCAGGCAGUGGGUCAAUAUACUUCCUGAUCAAAAUGCCUGGCCUCCAUUUUUUUUCUCUUUAUUAGUUCAGUUCAAUUGUGAUUCUCUAAAGACCUUUUGUAGAAGUUGUGUUAAAAAAUAAUAAGAUUCUGGUGACUGCUUGUGCCUUAUUGUUCCUUUUGCUAAAAUCAUUUUCAAAAAUAUAGUUUAUUUUAAAAAAGCAUCAUUGUUUACUACAGUACACAUGUACUGAUCAAUUGCUUUUACCAGGAGAGUUACCCAAUAAAUCUUCAUUCAAGUGCAAAAUAAAUAAACAAGACCUAGUGAAAGCAAACACUACAAAGAAAAGCAUUGUGAUAUAUGGUUUUUAAAACAUUUAUAUAAAUGAACACAUUUCAGUCAUGGUUCAAGGAAUGAAAGUGGACUGACUAGUUUCUCUAUAACUGUUAUGACGCAAUUUUGGUGGAUUUUAGCAAGUCUUAAUAGGGAGGUUUUUUGUGUAACAAACAUUGUUGGCACAUAGAAUUGCAUGACAAGUCUUGAAAAUAAAUCCUCUUGGCUUUA